This is a messenger RNA of Drosophila gunungcola (fruit fly), 6453 nucleotides long. RefSeq lists its product as uncharacterized. The coding region runs from base 92 to 6346 and encodes 2084 amino acids. Gene Ontology annotation, cellular component: nucleolus. Gene Ontology annotation, biological process: maturation of 5.8S rRNA from tricistronic rRNA transcript (SSU-rRNA, 5.8S rRNA, LSU-rRNA); maturation of LSU-rRNA from tricistronic rRNA transcript (SSU-rRNA, 5.8S rRNA, LSU-rRNA). The record is from RefSeq and is a predicted model, not a curated record. The transcript is spliced from 2 exons. NCBI's taxonomy places the organism in Eukaryota, Metazoa, Arthropoda, Insecta, Diptera, Drosophilidae.
CCAUUCGCCGCCAGCACGUGUGUGCGGUUGUUUUUUAUUUAACUUUUAUUUUUAACGAAUUACACGAUAAAUAGGGGUUUUAUAAAACACCAUGGCCAUACAACCCAAUCGGCGGAAGAGGAAACACGAGGAGGCGGAUGCUGAACAGCAGGACGAAGGCGAUGUGGCGGUGCCCAAGAAACUGGCCAAGGAGUCCGACACUCCAAAGAAAAAGAAGAAAGAAAAGACCAAAACAGAUGAAACCCCGGAGGAAACCACGCCGGAAAUAAAUGGAACAGAGUCAGCCGACUCCGCACCCUCGAAGAAAAAGGUAAAAAAGCCCAAAGCCCCCGCUGAAAAUGAAGAGCAACAGGUGGAUAUGGAAGAGGAUGUGGUGGAGGAAUCACCUUCCAAGAAACUUAAAAAACGAAGGAAAGAUCAGCACGGUGAGGAUGAAAUAAGUCCUGAUUCCGGCAUUGAGCCCGAAGAUGUAAACAUACGAUUUCCCAACGACUUCAAAAUGAUGCAUUUCCGCACCAAACUCCGCAGCAAUAACUUUAUUACAGAACUGCGUCACUUCCUGCAUAUGUGCGCCACCACCCGUCCCAAAUUGCCGGCCAAGUACAUUGAGAAGCGCGGAAAACCUUUGGAGCUGGUCGAGGCCUUCGAAAGGAUCGACAAAAGUAACCUGCUGCACGUUAACUACCUCACGGAGGCACUUCAGCGUGUUGUGAUGGAAAUACUCACCAACCAGAAGAGCCACAUGGAAUCGGCGGCCCAUGGAUGCCGCUAUUUUCUAAAGGUCCACGGGGGUGUGCUCGAUAAGCUGCUGCAGUCCUUGUACCCAAGUCAUCGGGCCAACGCCCUUAAACUGCUGACGGCAAUCGUUUGCGUGGAGCCACAACUGGGCCGCCAGGUGCUCAACUCCUACGAUGUCCUCUCCAACGUGACGGUGGUGCAGCAAAUGUUGUCGCAUGCCAAGGAGGAUUACCAGAACGAGAACACAGUGCGCAAGGCGUUUAUACACUUUAUUCUCGCCUUCCUGGUGGAGGGCAACACUCUGCUGAUCCGGAACAUCCUGGACCGAGGACAACUGAUUGGCGUGCUGACCAAGGGAUUGGUCUACGAUGACCAUGUCACCGUCUGCGUGGUGCUGAACGCCCUGAGGCAGUAUGUGCUGGAGAACCCCGAAAUACAGAAAACUAAGAAGGUGCUGGUCUUUGACCUUGAGUGCUGCAAGAACCUUCGACGCCUGUACGACUGGGAGGGACCCGCCGGGCUCACCGUGCUGUUUGGCCAUCACCAAAGAAAGGGGAAGCAGCCUGCGAACCCGCAGGAGGCGGAAUCCGUAUCUGCGGCCGUGCACGAACUGCUGUUGGUCCUGCUCACCUCCCGCAAGCACGGCGUCUGCUUCGAUGCCAUGACCCACUACCGCCAGAAGCAGAACAAGCUGCAAGGCAGACUACUCGGUUCGCUGUACAAACCGUUCGAUAAUCCGCGCAAAACGGAGCUGGUCAUCAAGACACUGACUGCCUGUCCGGAUUUGGGACGCAAUACGGUGAGGAAUUUCUCCAGCCUCCUCAGUCCGGCCAAGAACAAGAUGGAGGACAUACCCCAGGCGGCGAUUUUCCUGGCCCAGGUCAUCGAUGCAGUUCCUCCGACUGCUCUGUCCACUGCCUUCGACAAGAUGACGCUUACGGAUUUCGGAUUUUGGAUCAAGCAGCUGUGCCUGCCCAUCGAAGCGCUGAUGCACAUCACAGGCAAACAAUACCUAGGCAAUAUGGAUUUCAGUUUUCGGCUUGCCAUGAUGCGCCUUCUCCUGUCCAUGAUGCAGCAGUACAGCAAUUAUGUGCAUGCCAUUGCAGUGCGUGAGCAGUCGAAAAAGGCCGGCAAUUCGCUGCGGAAAUUCAAGUUCGAUUUGCUGAACCAUCUGCUAGUCCACUUUCCCACCAUUGAGUCCGUUCUGGUCUCCCUUUUCACCACCAUCAAGCAGGAGAAAAUGGAAGGAGUGAAUGUGCUGGAACAUUUAUCGGUUACCCUAGACCUGGUGCUGCUCAUGUGCAAGGAGAAUCGAGCUUUUGUGAACAGGACAAGUCAAAUUCUGAACUAUUUGGAAGUUUUGAGACCCCUGUACCAGACUGAUUUCGAUAAUCUAAAUGAGCCGCAGGAGCUAUUCAAAAUGCAACUUGAGUUAAAGUCGAUUAAGACCAUCCUUUUGCUGUUUCCGCGCUCUUUAAACCCGCAGGAAGCCCUCUUCGCCAAGGUGUUCAAAUCGUUCAUUAAAGCUUACAUGCUGGAGGAUGUGGCCAUCAAGGCAGAGGCUGGAAACAUAUUGAACCGCCUCUUCCACAAUACGGGAUUGUUUGAUUCCUGCAGCCACGAGAUAAACAUUUGGCUGGAGGCUCUCAUCGGAUUCGAUGCGGCAACGGUGACCAAUGUGGUGGACAUCCUGCUGGAAGUACUCUGCUUGGACUGGCGGCAGAUAAAGUUGCCGGAGCUUAGUGUUGCGGAAACGACGUCUAAAACCCAAAACCUAAGCAAACUGUUUGCCCAAAUCGAACAGGGUCAAACUGUGCAGGCCUAUGUGGAAACUCUGAGCCUGAGCAAAGUGAUGCCUCUGCUGCUGAAGGGUGUGGAGUUGGAGGAGCCCUACGACGCCUACGUGGAGCUGGUAUUCCUAAUGCUCUUCCACUAUCACAGCAAGCCGAAACAAGUGCUGCAGCUCUACGAGGGUAGUAGCUUAAGUAGCAACACUGAUUACAUGAAGAGCUGGUUGCCUGGCCAGUUAAAGGAGAAACCAAAGAAACUGCCACCGAUCUUGGCGGACAAGUGGCCGCUGCUGAAGCAAAUGCGCACGGCUAUCACCAACGAGGAUGUCCAGCCCUUCGAACAGAUAUUCAAAGUGGAGCAAACCGACAUGAACUUUGAGCUGCAACUGGGCGAGGGUCAGACCAUGUUGUUGCAUCCCAGCCUCAGCAAUCCACGACGCAACAUGGUCUACGUUCAGGAUCUUCUCUUCGUAUUCAGCCACCUCUUCUCCAGUGCGCUACUGAGCAAAAUGCAGGCAGAACUCACUGCAGAUUAUCUUAUCAAGUUUCUGCAGAUUGCCAGCCAAGUGGAUGAUGGCAAGGAGGAGGUGCACGAGGAGGAUGAGGAGAAACAAUUUGAGACAUACACCCAGAGUCUGCUGCACUACAUCUUCAACAUUCGGCUGUGGCAAUUGCAUCCCACAGAAAUGCUAAGCGAAACGAGCGAAUCUCGCUUGAACUAUGUCGUUUUCCUAAGGCGACUGACGGGACAUUGCCGUAGUUUGCCUCGAUUCGAGAGCUAUACUGCCAACUACCGGCUUCACUUGAUUAAGAGCCUGGAUAUUGCUCUGGACACCUCAGUGGAUCGAUUGGAGCAUCAACAGCAACUCGUCGAGUGUGUGGCCCUGGUGGAUUCCUUUGAAUUGACAUCUAGCGAAUGCUCUCAGAUGCUGGACUUGCUUACUACCAAAAUGCAAGCCAAGGCGUUUAUUCCAAAUGGCAAGCCCAAUCACUACUUCGACCUAUUGCUGCGAUUGAUGGAACGAUUGACCACGUUGAAGGAGCCCAUCGAUUGCAGCAAAUCAUUUAAGGUGCUGCUGAGCUUCUACAAGGAUUUCUGUGAGUUGAGCGAACAAUAUUUGGAACCUUUGGAGGCGGCCAUUCUGCAGUUUUUGCUUAGCUACCAUCAUCAUCUGAGCGAGUGCGACAGCGAUUUCUUUGCCUGUUUCUUCACAUCCUCGCGUAAGCUGAGUAAAUCCGCCAUUCGUCUGGCCAGUUUGCUGCUCGAACGCCAACCCAGACUGGCAGAGAAAUUUGCCGAACUGCUGCCCAGCAAUUUGGAGCAAAAGGAACUCGUAUAUCCCCUGCUGGACAUUGCUCUGACCAAGAAGUACCAACUACCUCAACCAGUGCUCCAACGUUGCUAUCAGACAUACAAGAAUGGCUUCAUGAAGAGCAUUGAGAAGCCGCAGAAGGCAGCCUUAAUCUACCGUGAGAAUCCGGAGGCCAGUGCUCUGCUCAUUGCCCUUUGCAUGCCCAAAUCCGAGUGCCUGGAUUACUGCCAGAAACAGCUCAAACUGGACUCCGUGGAGCUCUUCCAGGUGCGAGUUCUUCGGGAGAUUUACUGGCAAGCUUUUGCCACCGCCAAGGAUGAGAAGCAAAAGGCCACGGUCUUUGUAAACUACAUUAACCUCAAUGUCCAGCUACUGGCCCUGGAUUUGAAGAAGCAGGCUCUGGAUCUGCCUAAGCUGGAGCAAAUCGCAUGGAACUGUUACGAGUGGUGGGAGCUGAAGCAGGGCCAUGAUCUACCCUUGGAUUGGAGCCGCCUGCUGAAGAACCCGCAGUGGCUUAACUUCUGCAAAAGCUGCCUGAAGUUGGCCCUUCAUCUGGGCGAGGAACGACAACCGCUGCAGGAUGAAACCAAUGGACUCGUGCUGAAGCUAAUGGCCUUCUUGUGCGAUGGCAUGUACGAGGAUUACAAGGAGGAAGCGCAGCAGCAGCAGGAAGAGGAGGAUACCACGCCAGCCCAACUGUAUGAAAUGAUUUGCACGCAUUCCUGCUGCUUUGACCAUCUACUGGGCAGCCAGAGUGAGACGAAAACACAUCUGUUGCAGCUCCUGGAGGCACUGGCCAGAAAGGCACCCAGUGCCCUCCAGUCCGCACACAUACCCGUCAUCCUGGGCUCCUAUCACGCCAAACUGUCUGCCGCAGAUCGCUAUGGCCUAGCUCUGCUGGAGCACUACGAACGUUUCGAUGUGGGCUUGGAUAAGUUUAGACCCUUCAUUUGGGGCGAAAGUGCUGUGGCCCAUUAUGCCUUGAGAGCGGCGGACGAGGAUGAGCGGGCUCGAUUGCAGCAGCAGGAGACUAACGUGGCCCAGGUGCUGGCCCUGAUUGUGCGGGAGACCAGCGAGUACACCAUUGAGAACUUUCCGAUUUGGAGGAGCUUGCAUGCCAGCCAACAACUGCCCACCCUGGAGUUCCAGAAUCCUGCUAAGAAAUCGCAAAACUUCGGCGACAAUCAGGUGGAGCGAAUGGUGGAGCAGGGUCGGCAAGAUUUCCCCCAAGAACUGAGGCGCAUAUGUCCGAAGCGCGAGAGGGUCUACGACACCUGCUACGAUCCUGCCUUCCUGCUGCCCCUGAUGAUGCACUGCUUCGCCCCGGAAUCCGUGGUCUGGUCCCGCUGGCCCGUGCAGAAUGGCCUGCUGGCGGUCACCUUUUGCGGCCUCUCCUCGCUGGACAAGGACAUGCGACUGGCGGCGGCCAGUUGCCAGCAACGCUAUCGCGCCCACUUUGAGCUCUCGAAAUUCUACGAGCGUCCGCUGUGGACGCAGGCCUACGACAACAUCCAGGCGGGAUUGAGUGAGCUGCGCAACUCUUGGCUGGCGCAGAGGAGAACGCACGGCGGCACACCUAGGGUUCCCCUCAUUCCAGCCCUGUUUAUCGCCCACAGCUUCAACCUGAGCACGGAGCCCACGCAUCUGCUGUACAAGCGACUGAUGAUGUACCUGCGGCUGAAGCAGAGCUUCAACUUCCAGACCAUACCCGACUUCAAUGUGUUCUUCUACUCGCAGGAACCGGAGCACCAGCAGUACCGCGAGUUCAUCGUGGAGCUGCUCAGGCAUGGCAUCAAGUGCAGUGCCGAUCUCUUCCUGCUGGUAUCCACCAACACGUUCAAGGUGCUGCUGGGCUACUACGGCUCCAGCUUGGCCACUCUGGAAACGAAUUUGCUGCUCCUUUCGGUGCUCUCUACUUGCGUGAAGAUUCCCGGCGCAGUCAAGAUCAUGCUGGAGCAUGUCGGCAUCCUGUCCUGGCUGGUGAGCGUGAUCCGUGACACGGAGUUCCAUCAGUUCGACAUCAUCGAGGGCGUCAUAAGCAUCCUCAACAAUCUGUGGUACGCCCUGGCCGCAUCGCGUUCGGAACUGCCCGACUACGACCACGUCCAGUUGCGAGUGUAUCGUCUAGUGCUGCAACUUCUGCCUCUGCUCUCGCCGAGGAUCUCGGUGCCCGGCCUGGGCCGCCUGCUCAACGUGCUGUGGAAGAGUGGCUCGGCCUGUGGCCAGCACAGUGCCUUGUCCGCCGACCAACUGGACCUCCUGCUCGAGUGCAUCGCUCGCCAAUGGCCGGAUCAGCUGGCUGGCGUGCGCUAUGUGAGGAACUUUGGCGGCUGUGGCGCCUGUUCGCGAUCGGAGUACUGCGAUUGGUUGGCCAAGGAUCAACAGCUGGAGCCUCCUGCCGUCCUCGCCUUGUCCAGUCUGCGGGAGUUCGUCAUGGAUUGGUGGCAAGCCCACAGGGCAGAGAUUAAGGAGGAACCAGAGCAAGCAGCUGGCCGAGUCAACUGAGUAGGAAUUACUUUUGUUUUGCUCUAGGUUAAGCUAUUGAAAUGUGUUUAGUUUGUAGGCACCAGAAGUCUUCGAUUUAUUAAAUUUAUAUGCAAUGCAUUUUUAAA